UGGAAAUGACUCCUGUGUACGAAUGUCUCAUCUUUCCUUCGUCAGGUGAUUUAAGGGCUGUGGACCAGAAUUCUGAUUUAGAACAAUGGCAAGAGACUGAGCUGAUUAACUAGCUCGAUAGGUGGAAAACUGCUUCAUUUGGGGGAAAGUGAUGUCAUGAAGAAGUAGCAUACUGCAGUCUGCUCUGUUAACUUCAUGGGAGAAGAGGUUAAGAGGAAACUUUUAAAAGAAAAUAAGAGUUUUUCCAGACUGAGGACUUGGCAAGAAAACACAAAAUGUCUCCUGAAUCAAAAAAACUUUUCAACAUAAUUAUUUUGGGAGUCUCAUUUAUGUUUAUAUUCACUGCUUUCCAAACAUGUGGAAAUAUUGCGCAAACUGUUAUCACAAAUUUAAACAGCACCGAUUUUCAUGGUAGUGGCUACACAAGCAUGUCCAUUAUUUAUGGAGUAUUCUCUGCAUCGAAUCUUGUAUCACCUUCAGUAGUUGCAAUAGUAGGACCUCAACUCUCCAUGGUUGUUAGUGGCAUAUUUUAUAGUCUGUACAUUGCAGUUUUUAUCCAACCUGCUACGUGGGCUUUUUAUACUGCUUCUGUUUUUAUUGGCAUUGCAGCUGCUGUACUCUGGACAGCACAGGGAAAUUGCUUGACUGUAAAUUCUGAUGAAAACACCAUUGGAAGGAACAGUGGAGUAUUUUGGGCGCUCUUACAGUCCAGCUUGUUUUUUGGAAACCUAUAUAUAUACUUUGCUUGGCAAGGAAAAACUCACAUAUCAGAGAGUGAUCGCAGAACUGUCUUCAUUGCUCUGACUGUUAUCAGUCUUGUGGGCACAGUUCUGUUCUUUCUGAUUAGGAAACAAGAGGACACAAAAACUCCAGGGGAGGAAGAUUCUGCUAAUGAAAUCCUGGGGGACAGCUCGUCUGCACAAAACAAAAUGACGAGAGCAGUGGCUGCCUUCAAGAAAUCUAUAAAGCUGAGCUUCACCAAAGAGAUUCUCCUUCUCAGUGUUACAACCGCCUACACAGGUUUGGUAUUAACAUUCUUUUCUGGAGUAUAUGGAACAUGUAUUGGUGCUGUGAAUAGGUUUGGCGGUGAAGAGAAAAGUCUUAUUGGUCUCUCUGGUAUUUUUAUUGGUGUUGGAGAAAUUUUAGGUGGAGGACUCUUUGGUUUACUGAGCAAGAAUAAUCGUUUUGGCAGGAAUCCUGUUGUGAUGCUAGGCAUUAUUGUCCAUUUUAUAGCCUUUUAUUUAAUAUUUUUCAACAUGCCAAAUGAUGCCCCUAUUGCUCCAAUGGAAGGAACAGAUGAUGUUGCUUAUAUGAUUCCAAGCAAAGAGGUGGCCAUAUUCUGCAGCUUUCUGUUGGGCCUGGGGGACAGCUGCUUUAACACCCAGCUCCUCAGUAUUUUAGGAUUUCUGUAUUCAGAAGACAGUGCUCCUGCCUUUGCCAUCUUUAAAUUUGUUCAGUCCAUCUGUGCUGCAGUUGCGUAUUUCUACAGCAACUACUUCCUUCUGCAGUGGCAGCUCCUGAUCAUGGUCAUUUUUGGCUUCUUUGGAACAAUUACCUUCUUUACAGUGGAGUGGGAAGCAGCAGCAGCUCUUGUUGCCCGUGGCUCGGACUACAGCAGCAUUUGAUCUAGAUACCAUGCCUAGUUCAACAUAAGGAAAAACACAGCACAGUUAUUGUGAGGUGAUGUGAGAAGGUGGAAAGAUCAAGCUGCUGCAGAGGUUAUGAUGGAGGAAGCUACUACCAUAUCACCGUCAGUCUAAAUGAAUGUGAAACAUGGGAGAGAAAACAAAAAAGCCCAAUUUUAAAGGCUUUUUUCUUGCGUUAAUCAACUGAGCAUGGUAUGCAUGUUCUUAACAAUCCAGUAUUAGAAAUGGAAGGAAAUGUAGGGAUCUAUGUAUUGAACAACUCUGUUUCAGAUUGAUUAAUUUCAGAUUAAUUGAUUAAUUUCACUCUACCAUGCACUACAGAAUUACAGUUGCAUUUUUCCCCUGAAAUUAUUUUUCUUAUACUCUAAUUCUGCAAGCACUUAAAUUCUUGUAUGAUAUUUUUGUAAGGUACACUAUAUCACAGAGUGUGUCUGCACAACUGAGAGAUCAAUUUGUCUUAGACUUUUUCAACAAUUAGAUAUGUAGAGGUAUUUCUGUGGGAAAUGUUGCUGCCUUAUUCUGUAUCACACAGUUCCUUCUUUCACAAUUGAUUAUGAAUCAAUUUCAUGUGCUUAAAUUUUAUCAGAUGCAUGGGUUUGUUGGAAGGAAGUGAAUCAGGUUGUAGUGUGACAUGAAAGAUUUUACAAGAAUUUGAAGAAGUUAUCCAUAGCCAUCUUAAGGAUGUGAUCCUGAGAUCUGUGAAAUAUUGUUAAUUGAAAUCAGUCUCUUGGUUCCAGCAUCUCAGAAUUGAACUGUGUUGGGAUAGCUGCUGAAACUUUCUCAGGGUAAUGCUGUAUGAAGGACCGUAAGACCCUUCCAGACUCCCAAAUAGUUCUUCUGAGUUCAAUGAAAUUUCCAUCAUAAUCUGUGAUGGGAGCAUUGUCUAAGAUAACUUUUUAAAGUACAAAUAGACUUAGAAUGUGAACUGUAAGAAUAAUCUUGCAGUGUUUAUUUUACUGCAUAGUCUAAAAAUACCUGGAACACUUGAUGUAAGUUGUUUCAGUAUAUUUUGGGAAGACUGUACUGUAGUCGUCUUCUGCCAAAUGUGAAAACAAGGAUACUAGCAUAGUAAACUAAGUUUUAAUCCAAAACUGUUACAGAUGUAAUACAGGCAGCAAAUGCAACUCAUCUCGAUUUUUAUCUGUCUACAUGACUCUGUAGUACUUGCAGUUAUGUUUCUGUCUAGCAGGCAAACAAGAUGCAACUGAAAACAGGUAUGGAACACUGAGAAGGUGUUUUUAAACACUCCAUGUAGCUAUUUUUAGAAAAGUACCAUUUGCCAACCUUUUACGCACAGUCAGGAUGUCUUAUCUUUAAAGAAAAGUAAAAAAAAAAGUCGACUUGGUAUGUGUCAGUAGCUUCUGCAUGUCAUAACUAUGUAGGUGUACCCAAGGUUAAGCUGGUUGAGGGAUUAGAGUAUCUCCUGUGACAUCUGUUGUCACUUUUGCUCUCCCAGGGCAUGUAACACACAACUCCCAUGAAGCACAGCCCUCUUCAUGCACAGUAAAACAGCAGAGAGGGAUUAUGUUACAGACAUAUAGAAAAGGAUUUUAAAAUUCACCACAGGUUUUUGCUGUGAGAUCAGUAAGGUGUUAAUGGGAGAAUGAGAGGGCACCUGAACAUUUGGCAAGCAACAAAAUCUGUGAGGACUGCCAGGAGGGAAAGCCUUUGUGUAUUCCCAGGAGAUUCAAUGAACGAUGUAAAAGAGAAUGAGAUAGAACACACACUUGAGCGAGGGGUUACUGAAGCCAUUCCAAUUUGUCAGACAAACUGAAAAGGCAUUCAGCGUUCAAUCAAUACAUAUAUGAUUAACGUGACUAGCAACACUCUAAUGCCUCUUACCCACUCCUGUUACCCUGUAAUUUGAAGCAUACUAUUUUUAUAUACUGAGCACUGUAAAAGAUGUAGACGAUGGGAUUCUGUCAGUGAUUAGAAUUCUCUUGUUGCUAUACAUUUGUAUUUUCUCCCAAGUACCAAAAAGGAUAAAGAGCUUUUUUAAGAUGGGGAAUUACUUUUGUCUCUGAAUUACUCCUGGAACCUGUUUUUCCCCUAUGUAUCAACAAGAGAAGAAAACCUUGAAAGUUCACAGGAACAAUUUUGUCUUACAGUACAUAGGGGGAAAAAGUGAUUCUCUGGUCUUGUGAUGAGUAACUUGUAAAUGCUUUUAAAACAAUGCCAUUUAAUUAUAGCUAGGUUAUGGCUCUCAGAGGUUGCUUUUUAAAUUGAUCCCUUUUAAUGAUGAACUUGUGUUAUUCAUCUGCCAUAUAAGAAUUAUAUCAAAUAUUGUAUUAAAAACUAAAUUGCUAAGUUUAUGUAGUUUAAAAAAGCAUUUUGAGACCAACUGUCAGGGACACUAAUGAACUAGGACUUGCGGAGUUUCAGUACCUUUGAAUUUCAUGCAUUUCUUUUUUUGUCUGUUCUGCUUGGUCUGACUUGAUAUCAGGUAAUGUUAGAAGGCUGUGCAGAACUAUUUAUUGGGUUGUUACAGUGAAGCGUUAUUGCUUUGUGACAAGUCUUACAAGAAAUCAUCAAAUUCUCAAAACUGUCAUGGAUAGCCAAUUUUUUUUUACUAUUAACUAUGUAAGUAUUCCUUUUGACAUUUGAUCUUAAGAGACAGUUCUCAUUCAAGCUGAUAAUGACACAUGAUUGCUUUUCACUUACUCGUAUUUCUUUGGCUUGUCAGGAGGUGAAAAAUUCACCCAGCUUUACACAAUCAUGAGUUUGAUCAAAAUUUUUGGUAUAGGAAUAUCAAGAGUAGUAAUGCUGACAUCCAUUUAUGAUUCCAUCUCUUAAUCUUUUAUCAGCAUUUACCAGCCCUGUGACUGCACUCCAUUCAUUUCACUGCCUUGGGCCUUUGAACAAUUUCAUGUUAAUCUGAAUUGGGAGCUUACUGUUAAAUUAAGUGGGAUUUGAAAAAAGGUUUUUGCUGUAUUUAUGGUAUUGUGGGUUUAUUUUAUAUUGGGGAUUUUAUAAGGGAAAUUACACAUUAAGUGGCUUGGGUUUAUUGAGAAGUCUUUUGUUUGGGUUUUCUUUUCUCAUUCUUUUAGGUUGUUAAUAUCUUAUAUCUUGUUUAAUAUCUUGACAUAUCCCCAAGUUUUGCAAACAAAUUUUAAAGAGGAAAUGAAAAUUGAUGUUCUUGUCAUUUGAGUGCCAAAGAAGCUGCUACAAAUUAGUCUUUAAUGCAUGUCACAUAAGCAUAUCUAUAUUUUUGCCUUGCCAGUUGGUUUUCAUUUUGAUAUAUGAAUGUAUGGAAACAGAAAAUUUCUACAACUGUAGACCUUGUUCAUAUUUAAGUGAUGUGCUUUUACUACUCUGUUGUGUUGAUUUUAUUAGGUACAAUCUAUGUUAGGAAGUUGAGGUAAGGAAGAGAACCAUUUAUAGUAUGUUCUUUAUAAGUCUAAUCUGUAAAUUUCUGCAGAUACAGCUAAACUCAUAAGGGAUAUAAAAAACCUACCAAAAAAAUCCAAACUAAAACAAACCCCAUAACCUUUACUGAUGUCCCUAUCUUAGCAGAAAACCCUCCUGUGGUAUCUUCUGCUGGUAUAGUUCUUUAAUUUUUGUGACCAUUUUAAACUUGAGCUUCCUGGUGAAGUUUGCUGGAAAAUACACAUUUUAUGGAAAAAUAAGUGUAGAAAACCAUAAAUUCAGGACUGUGUCAGUUAACCAGACAGAGAAAGCUCCACUUCACUUUCUUUGAAUUCUACAAGCUUACUUCAGCUGGGGAAUGUGGUUCCCUGGACACCAGCCUAAGUGCCAGUAAUUAGUCUUACAGAGGUUGCCUCAGAAGUGUAGGUGUGUAUGAGGGGAACUUCAAAAGAUUGUCUUCUAGGGCAGUGAUUGUUUGCUGUCAGUAUAAAUGGGAACCACUAUGUUCAGCAUCAUGCCAAUAGACAAUAAUCAACUUUGACUUGAAUUGUGCAAAUAUGUAGGUAGGUUAAUACUUAACGUACAAUCGUGACCAUUAUUUUUUCUAGUGAAAUGCAUUUUUGAAGACUUUAUCCACACUGCUGUUUUCCUUGGAAGUCUUGUAGCCCCACUUAUGCUAACUGAAUGGCAGCAGGAGUUAAUACCAUGUUUUCCUUGUUCCUUGGUAGGUCUUCUAACAUGCUGGCAGAAAAUAUUUAAAAAAUGGGAGAAUUUAAAGAUGAUGAAGUUGAGAAGUUAGCUGCUUAACAAGAUACUUGCCGUUCUGAUAUGACCAUGCUGGUUCAGAAGCAAGGUUGAGACUUGUAAUUUUCAUGGAUAAAUUCAGAAUGAUGCUUUGAUACUUUUAACUUCAGAGGUGAUUUAAGUACCACAGAGAAGCACUAAAGAAAGAGUGGGGGGAAAAAAAAAAUCCUUAAAGUGCAAUGGAGAGCACAUCUGGAACUGAGCAUAAUUCUCAGCAGGCACGUGAAGGGGGUGCUUUGUUCAAUUGAGUUUGGGCAUUUAGCUGCUGCUGGCACCGACUCAAUUUCUAUUUGUUGCAUACUGUCUCUGCUAUCGGUUAUUUCAGCUGUUGACAUGUCUCCCUUCAAGCUGUCCUUCCUCUUUUGUUUACAUUUUGAUACUGUGCUAAUUUAAAUGAUUGAAACUAUUUUACUUUAAUAAAAGAUGUCUUUGGUUAGAAUUGGUGAUAAUGGAGAACAGCCUCACACAAUGAUUAUCCUAAUGAAAAUGUUGAUUUCGAGUGUACCUGACUCUUUACUAUAUUUCUUUUCAUGAUCGCAGCCAUGCAAAUAAAAGUGAAUCACAGUGUUUCUGUUAAUA
Athene cunicularia (burrowing owl) is the source of this 6395-nucleotide messenger RNA. It is a transcript of the gene MFSD11, whose product is annotated as major facilitator superfamily domain containing 11. NCBI's taxonomy places the organism in Eukaryota, Metazoa, Chordata, Aves, Strigiformes, Strigidae. Bases 276 to 1625 code for a protein of 449 amino acids. The transcript is spliced from 14 exons. The record is from RefSeq and is a predicted model, not a curated record.